AACCAAGGGUAACUUUGGUUCAGUUUGUUUCAACAAGAAACAUCUUUUUUUUCAAUUGUCACAUUGUUCUGUUUUUUCCAACUUGCUUUUUGAUUAACUAACAAUUUGAUUUUCAAUUGCCUGUGUAUAAUUAUUUACAGUGUCAGCAAUUGUGCAGAAUGGAGUCUAAAAAUAUGUCUACCAAAUUAGCUGAUGAAAUUGCUAAGUUUAAUAACCUUCAGAAGGAAUAUCAAAAAGUGUGUACAACGCAUCAACAAUUGGAUGAACAGUUGAAUGAAAAUAAAAUAGUCAAACAGGAGUUUGAUUUAUUAGAUGAAUCUUCAGCUGUUUAUAAGUUGAUUGGACCUGCACUGAUUAAACAAGAACUCAAAGAAGCCAAAGAUAAUGUUCAAAAUAGGAUUAAAUAUAUCUCAACUGAAAUGAAAAAGCAAGAGGAAUUGCUGAAGAGAAUUGAGAAACAACAACUUGAACAAAAGGAAGUGAUUGGUAAAUUGCAAAAGCAAGGAUAAUUUUUGGUUUUCAUUUUUUUAUAUCAUGAUUCUUGGUGUAUAACAACUUAUCUGUUUUAAUAAGAUGAUUGAAAAAAGAA
This is a messenger RNA of Tetranychus urticae (two-spotted spider mite), 589 nucleotides long. Its product is annotated as prefoldin subunit 6. Gene Ontology annotation, molecular function: protein-folding chaperone binding. Gene Ontology annotation, biological process: protein folding; chaperone-mediated protein complex assembly. The record is from RefSeq and is a predicted model, not a curated record. Gene Ontology annotation, cellular component: prefoldin complex; cytoplasm. Lineage: Eukaryota; Metazoa; Arthropoda; Arachnida; Trombidiformes; Tetranychidae.